AUGCAGGAACCUCCACAUGCUGAUGUAGAUGGUACUGCGUGGCCUGAUGCUGUCUGUCAUGCUGGCUCUCUCAUGAGCUCCCUGACCUCUAUCUUCAACAGCGCCAGCAUCCUCUUCAUCAUGGACAUCUACACCAAGGAUAUUUAUUCUUCAACAAUUGUCAUAAGCAUCCUGUGGGUCCCACAAGUACAGGCAUCUCGAAAUGGACAACUGAUCCAUUACACACCAGCAAUGGCUAGUUACCUUGGAUCUCCAGUUGCAGCUGUCUUCCUGCUCGCCGUCUUCUGUAAAAGAAUCAACGAACAAGGAGCAUUCCGGGGCCUAAUCACUGGACUUGUGAUGGGCUUUAUUCAUAUGAUCGCAGAGUUUUCCUAUAGAACAGGGAGCUGCCUGGCUGCCAGUGACUGUCCCAACAUUAUCUGUGGAGUGCACUAUCGGUACUUUGCCAUCAUUCUCUUCUCUGAGACCACCGUGGAUGCUCUGGGAAUUUCUCUAUUAACAAAACCCAUUCCUGACGUACAUGCCCUGCAAUGUGAGAGACUGCAGUGUGUCACUCUCCUCUUAGAACGUGGUGCGGAUCCCAAUAUUACAGAUAUUACAGAUAUCCACUGUAACUGCGAUCUCCACAGCGUCAAUGUAGAGAUUACAACAAAACCCCCUGAACAUGGUGCCACUACAGAGGUAAUGAACAAGGUAUAGAUUAACUGACUUUAUUUUGAAAAUAUUGGAAAUGCAUUUGUUUUAACAUUGACAUAUGUAAGGGUUCAAUUUUCCAAGUUUGGAAACUUAAGCAUUCCCUAAAUUAAA
Messenger RNA from Nycticebus coucang (slow loris), 807 nucleotides. RefSeq names its product solute carrier family 5 member 4-like. Lineage: Eukaryota; Metazoa; Chordata; Mammalia; Primates; Lorisidae. The record is from RefSeq and is a predicted model, not a curated record. Gene Ontology annotation, biological process: sodium ion transport; transmembrane transport. The transcript has 5 exons. Gene Ontology annotation, molecular function: D-glucose:sodium symporter activity. Gene Ontology annotation, cellular component: plasma membrane. The coding region runs from base 1 to 699 and encodes 232 amino acids.